Molecule: messenger RNA, 4666 nt
Organism: Salarias fasciatus (jewelled blenny)
Lineage: Eukaryota; Metazoa; Chordata; Actinopteri; Blenniiformes; Blenniidae
Gene: fgfrl1a
Product: fibroblast growth factor receptor like 1a
Exons: 8
Coding region: 544-2058 (504 amino acids)
Cellular component (GO): plasma membrane
Molecular function (GO): fibroblast growth factor receptor activity; fibroblast growth factor binding
Source: RefSeq, a predicted model, not a curated record
ACGGACUGUAGCUGGAGGCAAUUGGACGUCAGCUCCCAGGCUUGUUAUUGUUAUUAUUUUUUCAUUAUUAAACGCACAUUUUAAUGAGCUUUCAGUGGAGAAGUGAAGGGGAUGUAGAAAGGCUUCUUCUUCUUCUUCCUCUCCCUCCGCGCGUCUUCACGCUGCUGCGCGCCGCACGCGGACUGUCAUUCACAAAUACUACAGACUCCGCUGGAGCGCUCACGUGUCUGCUGCCGCAGUUUCCUUCAUUUCUGCUUCUCGGUCGGUUGUUAUCUCUUCCCCGUGCCGUCUGAGAGUGGAUUUCAUUCACCUGCAGCUCGUCCUUUCACUGACAGGCGCCUAAAUUGUUCCCGGUUUGAAUUAAGUUCCUGAAAUCGUCAAGUCAGUGGAAAGAAGGAGGAGAAGUUUUUUUUUUCCUCUUCUUUUUUUAACGGAAUAACGGCGUGGUGUACAUGCAGGUAACCUGCGGAUAACUCAGAGGAUUAAACAUCACUUCAAGAAACUGAAUACGGCCGAGCGGUUUCUCAUCACUCGGCAGAAGCGAUGGAGGUGCUGUGGGUCUGUCUGCUGCUGGAGGCGCUCCUGAUGUCCGCCGCCGCCGUCCGGGGCCCCCCCCGGGUGUCGGAACGUGUGACCCAUCGGCAGAGCGUCCGCCUGGGCCGCACCAUAAAGCUGCCCUGCCCCGUGGAGGGCGACCCGCCGCCCCUCAUCAUGUGGACCAAGGACGGCCGCAACAUCCACAGCGGCUGGACGCGCUUCCGGGUCUUACUGGAGGCUCUGCGGAUCAAGGAGGUGGAAACCGAGGACGCCGGGACUUACAUCUGCAAAGCCACCAACGGGUUCGGCAGCGUCAACAUCAACUACACGCUGAUCGUCAUCGAUGACUCCAGUUCAAGAAACGGCGCCGGAUCGUCCAGCAGCGGCUCGGAAAAUGCCCCCGAGCUGGCCGGGAAACUGGUGCGACCACGCUUCACCCAGCCCGCCAAGAUGAGGAAGCGGGUGAUCGCCAGGCCGGUGGGCAGCUCGGUGCGCCUGAAGUGCACGGCGAGCGGGAACCCCCGGCCCGACAUCGUGUGGCUGAAGGACAGCAGGCCGCUGGUGGACAACGACAGCGGCGCGGCGGGCGAGGCCAAGAAGAAGAGGUGGACGCUGAGUCUGAAGAACCUGACGCCGGAGCACAGCGGGAAGUACACCUGCCACGUCUCCAACCGGGCCGGGGAGAUCAACGCCACCUACAAGGUGGAGGUCAUACAGCGUACUAACUCCAAGCCCAUCCUGACCGGGACUCAUCCCGUCAACACCACGGUGGACUACGGAGGAACCACGUCCUUCCAGUGCAAAGUCCGCAGCGACGUCAAGCCGGUGAUCCAGUGGCUGAAGAGAGUCGAACCCGGAGACGAGAACAAAUUCAACUCCACCAUAGAGGUUGGAGACCAUCGCUUCGUGGUGCUGCCGACGGGAGAGGUCUGGUCCCGCCCUGACGGAUCCUACCUCAACAAGCUGCUGAUCACCAGAGCGAAGGAGGAGGACGCCGGCAUGUACAUCUGCCUGGGGGCCAACACCAUGGGCUACAGCUUCAGGAGCGCCUACCUGACCGUGCUGCCAGAUCGGAAGCCUCCGCCCGUCCCGGUGCCCACCGCCACCUCCCCCGGCCUGCCCUGGCCCGUCAUCAUCGGGAUCCCAGCGGGCGUGGCCUUCAUCUUCGGCACCGCCCUCCUCUGGUUCUGCCGCUCCAAACGCACCUGCUCCUCCUCUUCCUCUUCCUCCUCCUCCACCUCCUCGUCCUCCUCCUCCUCCUCCGCCCUGCCCGCCGCCCAGCGUCUGCCCGCCGCCAGCCGGGACCGCGGCGCCCAGCCGGCCGGCGGGGACAAGGACCACCUGUCCUACGAGGACUACAUCGCCCACCAGCAGCUGCUCCUGGCUCAGGGCGGCGGCGGCGGCGCCACCGCUCUGGCCCCCAAGGUCUACCCCAAGAUCUACACCGACAUCCACACGCACACGCACUCGCACGUGGACGGCAAGGUGCACCAGCACCAGCACAUCCACUACCAGUGUUAGCGGCGGCUGGCGCACGCACGCCGAACGUGCACGCUCUCACGCACGGACCUGGGAUCACUCAGAGCACGAACAAUGAAGAAUGUGAAGAAAGAAGGUUUUUAUGUUGGGUUAUUUUUCCGUACUUAACUCUUCUUAGCGCCUCGUCCGCAGCCUCGGCUAACUGCAGUUUCAAGGAAACGUCAACCACAACCACAACCUCCUCAGUCCCAGUGAACAAACACCUCGCUCACACUCCAGGGCUCCACAUAUAGCCACGUAUAUUUAUAUAUAUGCAUAUGUAUAAAUGAUUAUAUGGCAUUUAGCACUCUGGGUAAUCUCUAAAGAGCAGUGCAGUCUGUGUUUGUGAAACCUUUCAUUUCACCGUAUCUCAGGCUUCAGCCAGACUGGAUCAAGUCUGGAUUUCCCUCAAACCGAUUCUGUUAGAUCAUCAGGCGAUCUUUACUUUCACACAAUUCUGUCCUUUUUCCUUCACUUUAACUUUAACCUUUGCCAGAAUCCGCCUGUUCCCCCCUACUCCCCCCCCCCCCCCCCAAAAAAAAAAAAAAAAGAUUGGACUCAUCAGCCGGCAGCAGAACGGGAUCAGGAACAAUGCCUCCAAUGGUUUCCAGAUUUCAGGGCUCAGAGCUGGAUCUCCAGAUAUGUUGCAGAUUCUUCUGCUUCUAUUAUGAGAUUUGGAGGCUUUAAAGAAGAAAGACUCGACGUGGAGCUGUUUGUUGUGAGGAUGAGUCUUCUCCUCCUUUAAUCAGGGCUUUAAAUCUGCUUCAUCCACUCCGACUUCACCCCCAGAGCUGCUGUUUCUGUUUCAUCUAUUAGAAAAACAGAACAGAACAAUGCAGACGUGAACGCUGCAGGUUCCUCAAACUGCAUUUUCGAUAUGAUUCAUUUCAAAGUGUGAAAAUUCCACGUUUUGCUUUUUACUACACAUAAAAAGAAGAAUUUCAGACUUAUAAUUCAUGCAAAUCACAAACAGAGGGGUUUUUUUCCAAUGAGAGGUCAAAAUGAUCCCAAUUUAACUUUCAAGAUGCUUCAGUGUUUUUACUUUAUAUGGAAUGAAUGUAGAUAAACCGUCAAUUAAAUCGUCUAAAUAUAGUUUGCAUUUUUUAAAUACAAAUAUAUUUAAGCUUUUUGUAUUUUUCAUUCUUUAUCAAUUUAAUUUACUUCAUGGAAAUAUAAAUUCAGGACUCAUUUCUUCCUUUUUUCAUGCCACAAAUAUCACAAACUGCAUUUUAGUAAUAUGAGAAAAAAUAACUUUCAGAAGAAAUGGUUUUAUUUUCUUUUUUUCAAAGGAGCUUUAAUUGAACUGUUUUAGAUUAAAAGCGGCAUAUUUUAACAGAUAAAACAGAAACAAGUAAGAGCAGGAAAACUGACAUCACCACUAUGAGUGUGUCCCCAAAUCACCGUUCAGCGGAGAAGUUGAGUAGUCUGACAAUUUAUUGAAACUUUCAUAUAUUUUACAUUUAUUCAACAUGAAGUGAAAUAUUUCAUUCCUUCUAAAAAGAGGAAUUUUCAAAGAACCACUGUUACACCAUUUGGCCUCACUUCAUUCUUUUUUAUAUUCUUUAUUUUUCUGUUAAUUAUCUAUCUUUUCCCCCCUGCUGUGUUUCCCGCCCUCAUCAGCUCGCACUACAGUUCUUCUUUUCUCCUCACCUUGUUGUUUGUGUUUGAUCCUCAAUCUGACCGCUAUCUCUAAAAAUAACAGUAAUCUGCUCAAAUUCGGCCUCCAGCUGUUUCACUUUACAACUCAAAGCCUCGUACGGUUAAAGAAAACAGCGUGCUGGCCGAAAACAUGCAUCCACAUGAAUUAUUACCGACUCUUUUCCUCUGCAGGCUCACAAACGGCGACGACUUUACGAGACGCUCCUCAAGUAAGCAUGUGCCAGGAAAUGAUAUUUUGGAAUCAUCUGGUGGAUUCACCUCUUGUUCUUUGCACAUAAAUCCCAAAACUGUAGAAGGAAAAUGUACAGAUAUAUUUUUUUAGCUAUUUCCUAUACCCCUGUGUUUUUUUCCAUUGUUAUGUUUUUAUCUCCAUUCACAAAAAAAUUGAGCAGACCAUAAAUUCAUAGGGUCGUUUUUGGUUUCGUCACGUCCCAUAAACAGGCAACUUCUUUUUUUUUUUUUUUUUUUUUUUUUUUUAAGAUGUUUAUUGAUUUGGUUGUUCGUCCUCAUAUUUUGUCAAAAAUAUCCCAUUGGAGUGACGUGAUUCUCUUCAAGUCAGUCCCUCUGAUAAUGGUUUGAUCCAAGAUUUAAUGUCAUAUAAAAAAGUAGUAAAUGCCUCCCUUUGAGUUUUAAGCUUAAUAAUAUUAAAGGAAGUUUAAAAUGAUUCUCCAAAUUAUAUUAACAGAGUAAUUAAAUUAUAUUAGGAUGAUUAAAAACCUUAUGAUUUGGUCCAAGUUGUUUGUGACUGAUUUCUGGCACAUUGCCCCCAAGUUCAGAACCACAAGAUUUCUGAACUUUUUUUUUCCCUAAAAUAGAGUGGUGACAAUCAAAUCAAAAAUGUAUCACUUCAAAGAAAGUACAUGAUUUUCUCAUAAUUGUUCAGUCUGAGGAUUGUUAUUGUCUCUACUGCCAGGUACUUUUACAAAAAGCAGAUGAUCACCAACAAUUAACU